Molecule: messenger RNA, 528 nt
Organism: Dioscorea cayenensis subsp. rotundata (Guinea yam)
Lineage: Eukaryota; Viridiplantae; Streptophyta; Magnoliopsida; Dioscoreales; Dioscoreaceae
Exons: 1
Coding region: 1-528 (175 amino acids)
Source: RefSeq, a predicted model, not a curated record
AUGCUAAACCCAAUAGACUUUCUUGCUCUACAAGAAAUCCACUCUUCCUUAGAAGACACACCAGGCUCCAACUUCCUCCUCGCCUGGGACUUCUCCUCUGACCCCUGCUCCUUUACCGGCGUCCUCUGCAACCCUACCACCAACCACGUCAUCUCCCUCUCCCUCGGCGAUCCCUGCGCCGGCGCCCCCGGCCUCACCGGCAAGCUCCAUCCCUCCCUCUCCCUCCUCUCCGAACUCACCGACCUCUCCCUCGUCCCCGGCCGUGUCUACGGCCUUAUCCCUCCUUCCCUUUUCCCUCCUCCGCCGUCUCCGCUUCCUCGCCCUCUCCGAGAACUUCCUCUCCGGCCCAAUCCCUCAAUCCCUCUCUUCCCUUCCCUCCCUUCAAACCCUAGAUCUCAGCUUCAAUCUCCUCUCCGGCUCUAUCCCUCCUCCUCCACCCUCUCUCUCAUCUCUCAUCCUCUCCCACAACCGCCUCUCCGGCAUGAUUCCCUCCGCCAUCGGUGGCAACCCUCGCCUUCUCCGUCUUGA